AACGUGUAGCCACUGCCAGACCAAGACGCAUGUCAGAGGUUAAUACUGCCACAAAAAUACAGCCCAUACCGGAGGGUUCAUCAUUCUUCUUAUUUUCCACAAACAAACAGGUUUCGUGUUUUUUGUCAUAAGUUGUGUAACCACAGCAAUUUUGGUAAUUUCAUACUGUGCUGCAUUAUGUUUUCAUCGGCCAUGUUAGCUGCGGAAAAUCCCUUAAAAGCAGACGCAAGUAGGAACCUUGUUUUAAACAAGUUUGAUUACUUUUUUACGGCUGUCUUCACAAUAGAACUGUUGCUUAAAUUGAUUUCAUAUGGCUUCGUCUUACAUGAUGGAGCAUUCUGCCGAUCAGCCUUCAAUUUAUUGGACUUGCUGGUCGUUUGCGUAUCGCUAAUAUCAAUUGGUUUCAGUUCGAAUGCGAUUUCAGUCGUGAAAAUAUUGCGUGUACUGAGAGUUUUAAGACCUCUAAGGGCUAUAAAUCGCGCUAAAGGCCUAAAGCAUGUAGUUCAGUGUGUAAUAGUCGCAGUAAAGACUAUCGGAAACAUUGUCCUUGUGACAUGCCUUCUACAAUUCAUGUUUGCAGUAAUAGGAGUCCAAUUGUUUAAGUAUGUGGUAAAAUGCGUUGUGGUAGCAAUAAAAACGAUAGGAAACAUAAUGCUGGUUACUUACUUGCUACAGUUUAUGUUUGCUGUGAUUGGGGUUCAACUUUUCAAGGGGAAGUUUUUCAAAUGUUCGGAUGGAUCUAAGAUGCUUGAAGCAGACUGCCAUGGAACGUAUUUGAUUUAUGAAAAUGGUGAUAUAAACAAGCCUAGACUGAAGGAGCGAGAAUGGAAGAAUAACAAAUUUCAUUUUGACGAUGUGGCAAAAGCAAUGUUGACUUUAUUUACGGUAUCAACGUUUGAAGGAUGGCCCAACCUUCUUUAUGUAUCAAUCGACUCAAAUAAGGAAAACGGAGGACCGAUUCAUAAUUUCCGGCCAAUAGUUGCUGCUUAUUAUAUUAUUUAUAUCAUUAUUAUUGCCUUUUUUAUGGUUAACAUAUUCGUCGGUUUCGUGAUUGUCACAUUCCAAAAUGAAGGAGAGCAAGAGUACAAAAAUUGCGAGUUGGAUAAAAAUCAACGCAAUUGUAUAGAAUUCGCAUUAAAAGCAAAGCCAGUGCGUCGUUACAUACCAAAGCAUGGCAUACAGUACAAAGUGUGGUGGUUUGUGACAUCAUCAUCAUUUGAAUACUCAAUAUUUGUUUUAAUCAUGAUAAAUACCGUAACAUUAGCCAUGAAGUUCCAUAAACAACCUGAGUAUUAUACGGAAAUAUUGGAUGCAUUAAAUAUGAUAUUUACAGCUGUAUUUGCACUGGAAUUCGUAUUUAAACUGGCAGCAUUUCGUUUCAAAAACUAUUUUGGUGAUGCCUGGAACACGUUUGAUUUUAUCAUUGUCCUUGGAAGUUUUAUAGACAUUGUAUAUAGCGAAAUCAAAACCAAGGAACAAGUAUUGACUACACCGUGCACGGUAAUGCAAGGUUGUAAGCCAAAGGCCAAAGGCGGCUCCACAUUAAUUUCUAUUAACUUCUUCAGGCUAUUUCGUGUCAUGCGCCUCGUUAAAUUAUUGAGUAAAGGUGAAGGUAUUAGAACAUUAUUAUGGACGUUCAUUAAAUCGUUUCAAGCACUACCAUAUGUAGCGCUCUUGAUUGUGAUGCUUUUCUUUAUAUACGCCGUUAUUGGAAUGCAGGUCUUUGGUAAAAUCGCACUAGACGAUGAUACGGCAAUACAUCGGAAUAAUAAUUUUCAAACAUUUCCGCAAGCAGUUUUGGUGUUGUUCCGUUCGGCAACCGGUGAAGCCUGGCAAGAUAUUAUGAUGGAUUGUUCCCCACGCGAUGAAGUAAAAUGUGAUGAAGAAUCAGAUUCUCAUCCAGGAAAUUGUGGUUCCAGCAUUGCUUUUCCCUAUUUUAUAUCAUUUUAUGUUCUUUGCAGUUUUUUGAUUAUAAAUCUUUUCGUUGCUGUUAUUAUGGAUAAUUUUGAUUACUUGACAAGAGAUUGGUCCAUUUUGGGUCCCCACCAUUUGGACGAAUUUAUACGUUUAUGGAGUGAAUAUGAUCCCGACGCUAAGGGACGGAUCAAACAUUUGGAUGUAGUCACACUAUUGAGAAAAAUUUCUCCACCCUUAGGAUUUGGAAAGUUGUGUCCUCAUCGCAUGGCUUGCAAAAGAUUGGUUUCCAUGAAUAUGCCCCUGAAUUCAGAUGGCACGGUAUUGUUUAAUGCAACUUUGUUUGCUGUAGUACGCACAUCAUUAAGUAUAAAAACAGAUGGUAAUAUCGAUGAUGCGAAUGCUGAGUUGCGUGCAACAAUUAAACAGAUUUGGAAACGAACUAACCCUAAACUGCUGGAUCAGGUUGUACCACCGCCCGGGAAUGACGAUGAAGUUACGGUAGGAAAAUUUUAUGCUACCUAUCUUAUACAGGAUUACUUCAGGCGUUUUAAAAAACGCAAAGAGCAAGAAGGAAAAGAAGGGGUAUCAGAAAAUAAUACAGUCACUUUGCAAGCUGGUUUGAGAACAUUGCACGAAGUAUCGCCUGCUUUAAAGAGAGCAAUAUCGGGUAAUUUAGAAGAACUUGCUGAAGAACCGGAACCAAUGCACAGACGUCAACAUACCUUAUUUGGUAGCGUUUGGUCUUCCUUCCGUCGACAUGGUGAUCAGCAAAAAACUCACGUAAAUGGUAAUAUUGGCGGAGGACCAGGUGAUAUGCAAAUGAGAUCCGAUGAUUCAAAUUUAGAAGGCGAUUACAUCUAUGAUUCUGUGCACUGUAGUGUGGCUGACGGCAUUAACCAUUUAACCAGAAACUUAAUGCAGACAAGAGUUAAUCAAAAGUUGACAAUUGCCAUUAACGGCGUGAACAAUUUAAACAACAACAUGAGAGAUAUAAAGGCUAAUGAAGAGUUGCGUUCUUAUAGCGAGGCAAUUUCUAUGAGACCUCUAAUGAUGAAAAGUGGUGCUGGAAGUGUUAGUGGUUUGAGCCCAACAUCGAUGUUAGAAUCUAACGACUAAUGGAACCAUAUCCAGUGAAGAACGAAUAAUGCCACCUGUGCCGCCAAGUCCAUAUUUAAGUCAGUUGCAGGGAAUAGAAAUGAAUGGUUUAGCAGAAAGUCUCGUUGGAGGUGU
Molecule: messenger RNA, 3147 nt
Organism: Lucilia sericata (common green bottle fly)
Lineage: Eukaryota; Metazoa; Arthropoda; Insecta; Diptera; Calliphoridae
Product: muscle calcium channel subunit alpha-1-like
Exons: 15
Coding region: 178-3033 (951 amino acids)
Biological process (GO): calcium ion import across plasma membrane
Cellular component (GO): membrane; voltage-gated calcium channel complex
Molecular function (GO): high voltage-gated calcium channel activity
Source: RefSeq, a predicted model, not a curated record